AACCCAGACCGCAGCUUCGCCUCUUUCGAAACCCUACCAGUGGGGGUGGGGUGGGGUGCUCCUUUGCUUCCUUCAACGCGUGACCUGCGCCCUCCGCAGAGUCUAGCUACUCAGAUAAGUCCUAAAUAGGGAUGCUAGGAGGAGUGAGUAGGCCUAACCUCAGUCCCUCGCUGCGAUGGCCUGCAAACCGCUUUCCCGAGGGCCGAAGGGAGCCGAGCCAAGCUGACUCAGGACCUACCCGAGUGUCGGGGCCCAGUGAGGACCUGGAAAUUCUUGGCUUGUAACCGCGAAGCCGACAGGGAGCAAGAGCUAGGAGAACUGGAGAAAACUGCUCUAAUUAGUUGAUUCUGGCUGGAAGUGGACCCUGCAUCGUAAUAAACCAACAUUUGCAAAGCGCUCUCAGAGGCUCUAGGGUGACUUGUCUCAGAGAUUCCUUGAGAACUGAGCCCUUUGCUGGACCCAUGCCCGAGCCUGUGCCCCCAUGACCAGGUGGACAGCAGCUCCUGGUGCCUGCAACCCAGAACCCUGGCUGACCGCAUUGAAGCAGGAUGCUCCAGCAGGUUAAUGGCCACAGUUCAGGCUCUGAUGCCCAAGGCAGGGAAUCCCUCAGAGAAGACCUGCAGGAGUUCCUGGGUGGGGAGGUCCCGCUGCACCAGCUGGAUGACCUCACCAAGGUGAAUCCUGUGACGCUGGAGACAGUCCUGAGGUGUCUGCAGGCCCGGUACACAGCUGACACGUUCUACACCAAUGCUGGCUGCACCCUGGUGGCUCUGAACCCCUUCAAGCACGUCCCUCAGCUCUACUCGCCAGAGCUGAUGAGAGAGUACCAUGCUGCUCCUCAGCCCCAGAAACUGAAGCCCCACAUCUUCACUGUGGGUGAACAGACCUACAGGAAUGUCAGGAGCCUGAUUGAGCCAGUCAACCAGUCUAUUGUCGUCAGUGGAGAGAGCGGUGCUGGGAAGACAUGGACGUCCCGCUGCCUGAUGAAGUUCUACGCUGUGGUGGCCGCCUCGCCCACGUCCUGGGAGAGCCACAAGAUUGCAGAGAGGAUUGAACAGCGAAUCUUGAACUCUAACCCUGUCAUGGAAGCUUUUGGGAAUGCGUGCACCUUGAGGAACAACAACAGUAGCCGCUUUGGGAAGUUCAUCCAACUCCAGCUGAACAGCCUGCUUGUGCCCAGGGACCACCAGAUGACCGGAGCUGCAAUUCAGACCUACCUCCUAGAGAAAACUCGAGUGGCCUGCCAGGACUCCACUGAGAGGAACUUCCACAUCUUCUAUCAGAUCUGCAAAGGAGCCAGUUCGGACGAGAGGCUCCAGUGGCACCUCCCCGAGGGAGCUGCCUUCUCCUGGCUGCCCAACCCAGAGAGGACCUUGGAAGAGGAUUGUUUCGAAGUGACCAGGGAGGCCAUGCUUCAUUUGGGCGUCGAUGCCCCCACCCAGAACAACAUCUUUCAGGCCCUAGCUGGACUGCUGCACCUCGGCAACAUCCGGUUUGCUGGCGCUGGGGAUGAGGCCCAGCCCUGCCGGCCAAUGGAUGAUGGCGCUGUCAGGACAUCAGCCUUACUGCUGCGGCUCCCAGAAGACCCACUGCUGGAGACACUGCGGAUUCGAACCAUCAGGGCAGGCAGGCAGCAGCAGGUGUUCCGGAAGCCCUGCUCCCAGGCCGAAUGUGACACCCGCAGAGACUGUCUGGCCAAACUGGUCUAUGCACGGCUGCCAGGUAUGAGGCUUCACCCUGCACGCCCAUGGUUCUCCAGUCCCCGCCUCCUCCCUGCACUGGCCCCACAGGUUCUCCCCUUCCUCGCAGGCCUGCUGGAUGUGUACGGCUUUGAGUCGUUUCCCCACAACAGCCUGGAACAGUUGUGCAUCAACUACGCCAACGAGAAGCUGCAGCAGCACUUCGUGGCUCACUACCUCAGGGCUCAGCAGGAGGAAUAUGCAGUCGAGGGCCUGGAGUGGUCAUUUGUCAACUACCAGGACAACCAGACCUGUCUGGAUCUCAUCGAGGGGAGCCCCAUCAGCAUCUGCUCCCUCAUAAAUGAGGAGUGCCGCCUUAAUCGGCCAAGCAGCGCAGCCCAGCUCCAGACGCGCAUUGAAAGCGCCCUGGCCGGCAGCCCCUGCCUGGGCCACAACAAGCUCAGCCCGGAGCCCAGCUUCGUCGUGCUGCAUUACGCGGGGUCUGUGCGGUACCACACCGCGGGCCUGGUGGAGAAGAACAAGGACCCCGUGCCCCCUGAGCUGACCAGGCUCCUGCAGCAAUCCCAGGACCCCCUGCUCAAGGUGCUAUUUCCUGCCGACCCUGAAGAGAAGUCCCAGGCAGAGCCUUCUGGCCAGAGCAGGGCCCCGGUGUUGACCGUGGUGUCCAAGUUCAAGGCCUCCCUGGAGCAACUCCUGCAGGUCCUGCAGGCCACCACGCCCCACUACAUUCGCUGCAUCAAGCCCAACAGCCAGGGCCGGGCGCAGGCGCUCCACCGGGAGGAGGUCCUGAACCAGCUGGAGGCCUGUGGCCUCGUGGAGACCAUCCAUAUCAGUGCCGCCGGCUUCCCCAUCCGGGUCUCUCACCGGACCUUCGUGGAGCGGUAUGCGUCGCUGAGAAGGCUCCAUCCUCGUGCACCCCCCGACCCCCACAGCCCAUCUCCAGAUGAAGGGCACUCAGAAGGGUCUCCACAUGCCGAGCAGGCCACGCUGCGAGCCCUCCUCCAGGACAUCCUCCACACUCUGCCCGCUCUGGAAGCAGCCGCACCAGCUGCCCCAGCGGGGGCCACGCCAGCACCGGUGCACUGUGGCAGGACCAAGGUGUUCAUGACUGACGCCACGCUGGAGCUUCUGGAACGCGGGCGUGCCCAGGCGCUGGAGCAGUGUGCCCGCUGCAUCCAGGCGGGAUGGAGGCGACACCGGCGCCGUGAGCAGGAGAGGCGGAGGCGGGCCGCCGUGUGCAUCCAGGCAGCCAUUCGUUCCUGGCUGACUCGGAAGCACAUCCAGAGGCUGCACACGGCCGCCACGGUCAUCAAGCGCGCGUGGCGGCAGUGGGGAAUCAGAAUGGCCUUCCUUGCUUCUAAAGAACUGGAUGGUGUGGAAGAAAAACACUCAUCUCAAGCUCCUCGUUCCCCAAGCUCCUUCCCACUGCCCCUGGCACAGACCAAGCUCCUGCGGGCAGUAACCCACCUCUGGCCCCUGGGACUGGUCCUGGCCAACGCGGCUGUGGGUGUUCAUGGCUUUCCGAGGAAACUGGUGGUCUUUGCCUGCCUCCAGCUCCCUGUGGGCAGCCCCAGUGGCUACACGGUGCAGGCGCAGACAGCACAAGAACGAGCUGGCAUCAUGUCCAUCCGAGCACUGCCUCAGGGCUCGAUAAAGUUUCACUGCAGGAAGUCUCCACUACGCUAUGCUGAUAUCUGCCCUGAACUGCCGCCCAACAGUGCUACUGGCUUUAAUCAGAUCUUGCUGGAAAGACACAAGCUGGGCCACGUGUGAUUUCGUCUCACCUUCAUCCUCACCUGGCUGUGCCAUCCUUGGUGCCUCUGUUCCUACAAGGCCUUUUCCUGCCAGCUGCCUUGCCAAAGAUAUUUAAUCCACACACAGCUGCCAAACAACUCCCACAGCGACCCUGAGCACCCACGGGAGAGCAAUGGCUCCAGCCUGCAGGCCAGGCCAGGCCAGCAGCUGUGCCCGUGGGCCUGAGGCUCUGAUGUACACCUCAAGCCCGGACAAGUGUCAGGGUUGGUAGUUACCAAACUGGGAUUAAGAAACGUCAGGGCCACAGAGAACUUCAUUUUACUACCUUCAGAGAUCUAACUCCACGGUGCUGGCCAUCACUACAGUGGGUACCCACUUCCUCAAACCCAGUAGGCAAAGUCACCAUGAAAUCAGCUCUAAAAUUAUGGCCGGAGGAAAUUUUGCAUUUUAGUUCCUUUAAAAGGAACAAAACCCUACUAUUUAAAUAUUUGUUGAUUUAUUUAAUGUAAUUUCAAGCAAUUACAUUAUGAAUCAAGAAGGAUGAGCAAUGCAAUGUACCACAGAACAACCACAUGUUAAUUUUACUUAGAAACACUGAGCAAGUUUUAAUUCAAGUGGGUGUAAAACUUGUCUUAACUGUACCA
This is a messenger RNA of Vicugna pacos (alpaca), 4099 nucleotides long. NCBI's taxonomy places the organism in Eukaryota, Metazoa, Chordata, Mammalia, Artiodactyla, Camelidae. The record is from RefSeq and is a predicted model, not a curated record.